Messenger RNA from Letharia columbiana, 465 nucleotides. RefSeq lists its product as uncharacterized. NCBI's taxonomy places the organism in Eukaryota, Fungi, Ascomycota, Lecanoromycetes, Lecanorales, Parmeliaceae. The transcript has 2 exons. The coding region runs from base 1 to 465 and encodes 154 amino acids. The record is from RefSeq and is a predicted model, not a curated record.
AUGCAAAUCACCAAGUUCUGGGUGGAUAAUCUCAAGGACCGAAACCACGAGCAGCACAAACUGGCACCUAUCCGAGACCUGCAGGUUACGCUCAAACAGUGUAUCAUCCAGACAUUCGGUGCGCCUCUUACCGGGCGCUUUUCGGCUAUCGUACCCUGUUUACCUUUUUACCCUUCUACGAAGGAGAACGCGCUAUUACUGCCUACAAAUGUAUGCGCGAGCUGUGGCAUGGUGUCCGUAAACCCAAACGAUACCGACGGCAAACGGUUUGCAGGGACCAUGUUUGUGAACUUUGUCAAUGAUGGAGAGAUCGCUAAGCACAUCGCUCAACGGUACCGCGAGGAAACGGGUGCAAGAUCUCUUGCCGACGCGGUGGAGGAAGAGAUAAGCGACAACAUGGCCGCCGCAUUUUUCGAGCAGGAAGGAGAGAUCAAGGAUGAGAGCACUGCCGCUGCCGAACUAUGA